Homo sapiens (human) is the source of this 2485-nucleotide messenger RNA. It is a transcript of the gene NPIPA1, whose product is annotated as nuclear pore complex interacting protein family member A1. Gene Ontology annotation, cellular component: nuclear membrane; nuclear pore. The transcript is spliced from 7 exons. The coding region runs from base 408 to 935 and encodes 175 amino acids. Lineage: Eukaryota; Metazoa; Chordata; Mammalia; Primates; Hominidae. The record is from RefSeq and is a predicted model, not a curated record.
UUUUGUCGCCAAAAGUGACCUUGAGGAACCCUGGGAGCUCAGGAAGGAAGGAGCGCCCAGAAGCAGGGACAGGGAGCUGGUUGGGGAGGACCAGAAAUCAGGUUAUCAAUACUCUGGCUGACCAUCGUCAUCGUGGGACUGACUUUGGUGGAAGUCCUUGGUUACUUAUCAUUACUGUGUUUCUGAGAAGUUAUAAAUUUGCCAUCUCCCUCUGCACAAGUUACCUUUGUGUGUCUUUCCUGAAGACUAUCUUCCCGUCUCAAAAUGGACAUGAUGGAUCCACGGAUGUACAGCAGAGAGCCAGGAGGUCCAACCGCCGUAGACAGGAAGGAAUUAAAAUUGUCCUGGAAGACAUCUUUACUUUAUGGAGACAGGUGGAAACCAAAGUUCGAGCUAAAAUCCGUAAGAUGAAGGUGACAACAAAAGUCAACCGUCAUGACAAAAUCAAUGGAAAGAGGAAGACCGCCAAAGAACAUCUGAGGAAACUAAGCAUGAAAGAACGUGAGCACGGAGAAAAGGAGAGGCAGGUGUCAGAGGCAGAGGAAAAUGGGAAAUUGGAUAUGAAAGAAAUACACACCUACAUGGAAAUGUUUCAACGUGCGCAAGCGUUGCGGCGGCGGGCAGAGGACUACUACAGAUGCAAAAUCACCCCUUCUGCAAGAAAGCCUCUUUGCAACCGGGUAAGUUUGCUUGUUUUCCUUGCUUUUGGACAUAGUCUGCCAGGUCAGGACAUGGAUACAUUUUUCUCCCUACGGCUCUGUGCUCAAGCCCUGCAGAGGGAGAUGGCAGAGAGGAAGGCUGCCUACAAGCAUCACAGUCCCAUCCCUGUUGGUAACCGUGUUGCGCAAAAACACCUUCAUCCCCACCCAGUGGGGCCCCCAUCUAAUAUUCUAAGUGUCAGAGGUUCCGUAUUUGUAAUAGCAAAUGGGCCCUGACUGUAAAUUAGUGAAGAGUGAAUGUAACUUAUUACCCACAGGGACAAUUCCAAAUGAGGGCCUUAAAUGAUGCUCAGCUAAGCUGGUUCUUGUGUGGCCUCUGUACCUUCAAAAGCUGCCGAGUCCUAUGAUUGCACGCGAUGGGACUUGUACACUUGAAGUGAAACACAGUUUUAAAACUUGCUUUGUUUAGAAUUCCCACCUCAUUUUUCCAUGGACAAAAGUAUUCUUUAUGUCCUAGUGCACUUACAAUUUGGUAUUACCUGGGAGUGAAAAGAAAUAUUACAGCCAUGCCUAACUGACUUCUUGAGGUAAGAUUGUUCUGUCAGAAAACCCUCUCCCAGUUCCCCUGCAGCUCUUCAGGAAUCCACAUCUCUCCAGAGCUCUUUGUUCUCAUGGGUGGCACCUCCAGAGUGAAGAAGAUCCUUUGUCAAGAAGGGAAACAGAGGGGAAAUGAGAGGGUCCUGCAGGCAGAGCUGGAAUCAACUUCCACUCUGCCUCUUGCAAGCUGUGUGACCCUGGGCACAAUUUCUCCUUCCUCUGGAAACCUCUGUUUUCUUAGAUUUGGAGCAGGAUGGUCACACUGACCUUGCAGAGUUCUGAGAAUCAGAGACAGAACAUAAAAGGCCUGGAAAACAUUCUCCAAAAAGAAGCUGCAACAUGUGUGGACAAUGGGCUUUUCAUGCCUCUCUUACUGUCUCUUACUGUCUAUUGACCUGGUGCAAGAAACAUGCUCUGGUGAUGGCUGUGAGGGAGGAAUGAGGAUAGACAUAGACACUCCUGUGUCUCAAACAUGCUUCUUUAUUACUCUGUUAUGACUCUGUCUUCCCUGGGGCAGGACCCCAGCCUGCCUACAUUUGCAGACAGACACAGUGGCAUGUGGAGACAACAGUGUGUCCCAAAGACUUUUCUUUACCCCCUAGCUGUCGGCAGUACUCAGUGGAAGGGUGAUAUUAUGACACUGACACUGCUAUUUUGAAACCUGGAGGAUGGAAAGGUGCAAAAAUCUAUCACCAGCAACAGAAGGUGCAGACUGUGUUGGUGGCGGUAAUUUUGUCCAUCAAAUGAAUAUGUGUGAAAACAUUCCCUCCUUUGGCCCUACAGGUCAGAAUGGCGGCAGUGGAGCAUCGUCAUUCUUCAGGAUUGCCCUACUGGCCCUACCUCACAGCUGAAACUUUAAAAAACAGGAUGGGCCACCAGCCACCUCCUCCAACUCAACAACAUUCUAUAAUUGAUAACUCCCUGAGCCUCAAGACACCUUCCGAGUGUCUGCUCACUCCCCUUCCACCCUCAGCUCUACCCUCAGCGGAUGAUAAUCUCAAGACACCUGCGGAGUGUCUGCUCUAUCCCCUUCCACCCUCAGCGGAUGAUAAUCUCAAGACACCUCCCGAGUGUCUGCUCACUCCCCUUCCACCCUCAGCUCCACCCUCAGUGGAUGAUAAUCUCAAGACACCUCCCGAGUGUGUCUGCUCACUCCCCUUCCACCCUCAGCGGAUGAUAAUCUCAAGAAACUAAGGAAGAAUAAAUAAAUAAUAUAAAAAUAAAAUGAA